UUGUAAUUAUCUGCAAAGGUUAUUAAUGUACCUGACAAACCUCACUUCAUUUCAAAGGAAUGGGGAAACAAGGGCACUAUUUCCACAAUUUGAUACAGUGCCAGAGGCUUUACUCAUUGGCGUUUUCUCUCACUGGUUCCACAGGUUCUGAAAGCAGUAUUCCUUUUUCCAACAAUUGAACGCAUGGCCGAGUCACCACAAGGCAAACUUUUGACACCAAUACUUUGCAAACUUCGCUUCCUGAUGUAUGUUCCAAUCUACUUCCUUUCUUUUCUGCCAGAAAGCGUCAAGGCCUUGUUGGUGAGGUGGGCACUGCAGGGUCUACAGUCCCUGGAUGAAAUUAGUGUCUCUGCCUCUCUUAACCUCUUCAAUGUGGAUUGCGCAGCUAAUGCCAUGUACAUGGGAAGCCAGGAAAUGAUGCAGGUUGUACAGAGGGAUGAUCUCACUAUAAGACGGUAUUUGGACAAGCUUAUCUUUUACUAUGGAUAUAAUGAUCACUGGUGUCCAAUCACAUAUUAUGAAGAUAUGAAGAAAAGCUUUCCUGAAGGAACCAUUCAUCUCUGCCAAAAAGGAAUUCGUCAUGCCUUCGUUUUGGAUGCAAAUUUAGAGAUGGCUGAAAUGCUUACAGACUGGUUAUGUAUGGAUCUAGCAAAGUUGUUAUAAAGCCUUUAUUAUGUUUAUAAUGUAAAAUUUAACAGCUUUUUGAAUUUGAAUUAUAUGUUGCAUUAACAUACUCUUGUACAUCUGUUAUGUUUUUGAAACUGAGCAGUGGUUAGCUUAUUUAAACAAAAACAAACUACAUUUUAGACAUAUCUUGCAGGUGGGACUGGAAAAAUAAUUCACUGUAAUGACUGUUUGGUUACAAAAGCUUUGAAAAUAUUUGUGAUUGCGCUAUAAUCUUUGUAUCCAUGUCCAGACCCAAUCUGAGUAAGCUUAUUUCAUAUCAGGAUCGUUCUUGUGGGCUAACAUUUGUUAGCAUUCACAGUCCACUUUUAGUUCAUUAGGUUAGUUUUAGAUUUCUGUCUAAAGAGCAGUGUAGAUUUGGUGGAAAGUAUAGAUGUAACUCUACCAAACCACAACAAGGGAAGCUGCUACAAUGUUAAAUCAUCCUGCUAUGCUUUUCAAAUUCACAUUUCUCAGGUCUCACCUGACCAGGAACUUGUCAAGACCUAGUCAGCCAGUAAGAUACUUCCAAAAAUAGGUUGUUACAGGUACUGACAUACGUGUAAAAUAAAUUACAAAAUAAAGUGCUGCAGCGAUGAUAUUGAAAAGGACUUUUUUCCGUCUGGAACAGCUACGCUAUGAAUAAUGCCCAGUGGAACAUAGCUUUUGUCUUUGAUUAUUAACUCUGUUUAUUAAACGUCAAACUGUAGAAAUUCA
Messenger RNA from Rhincodon typus (whale shark), 1380 nucleotides. RefSeq names its product lipid droplet associated hydrolase (gene ldah). NCBI's taxonomy places the organism in Eukaryota, Metazoa, Chordata, Chondrichthyes, Orectolobiformes, Rhincodontidae. Gene Ontology annotation, molecular function: lipase activity. Bases 184 to 663 code for a protein of 159 amino acids. Gene Ontology annotation, cellular component: lipid droplet. The record is from RefSeq and is a predicted model, not a curated record. The transcript has 3 exons. Gene Ontology annotation, biological process: lipid storage.